AUGAUCCAACCCGACUCCGACAAAUUGCCAUCGAAAGCCCCUGGUGUUAGCUUCGACCUAGGCCAGGAGGAGGCGGCAGCAGCUCUCGAAGACUUCGAUAACCAAAGCCAUGCAAGUUCCCGUGACCCUGGUAGCACACAAACAGUCGACCCCGCGGUGGACCGACGAGAUGAUUCCGGCAACGGCCAGUCCAAUUUUGAACAAUUAAAUGACGAUGUCAAACCGGCUUGGAGCGAGAUGAAGACCAAGGCCGGGAAGGAGCGGAAGCGCCUGCCGCUGGCGUGCAUUGCAUGCCGCCGCAAGAAAAUCCGCUGCUCGGGCGAGAAGCCCGCCUGCAAACACUGUACGCGCUCGAGGAUUCCAUGCGUGUAUAAAGUUACUACACGUAAGGCUGCGCCGCGCACGGAUUAUAUGGCUAUGCUGGACAAGCGACUGAAGAGGAUGGAAGAUCGCGUAAUCAAGACUAUACCUAAAGAUGAGACGAGGGACAUGCUUUCCAUUGGAAGAUCGGUUGUCAAGCCUUCCACCUCUGUGCAGCCGUCAAAAGCUCAAAAGAAACGUAGUGCGGAGAAGGCGUUCGCGGCAGAGAUGGAUGAAUGGGCUCAUGGGACUGGCCGCCCGCCACAUGAGACGUUCCCAGUGAAUCGUGAAGUCAAAUCCACCGAUGGGACUGGGCUUCUCACUGAAGGAGCCGAGUUUUUGCCCUCGUUAGAGAUUCAGGAGCACCUCGCAGAGGUGUUCUUCGAUUGUGUCUAUGGGCAGUCAUACCUCUUAUUACACAAACCCAGCUUUAUGCGACGGCUUAAAGCAGGCACAAUUCCCCCUGUCCUAAUCCUUGCUGUCUGUGCUGUAUCUGCGCGAUUCUCCACCCAUCCUCAGCUCAACUCGGAUCCGCCAUUCUUGCGUGGAGAAAAUUGGGCUAAUCCCGCCGCGGCCAUCGCCCUGAGCCGGCACGACGAACCGAACAUUACCAUUCUUACCGUUUUCUUACUUCUUGGUCUUCAUGAGUUUGGAACCUGUCAUGGUGGACGAAGCUGGUCUUUUGGAGGUCAAGCACUGCGGAUGGCGUACGCGUUGCAGCUCCAUCAAGAGCUUGAUCAGGAUCCAUUAAUCGGUCAGAAGAAUGGCAAGGGCUCAGAGUUGAGCUUCACUGAUCAAGAGAUCCGGCGCCGGACGAUGUGGGCAUGUUACCUGAUGGAUCGGUACAACUCUUCUGGAAGUCAACGGCCACCUAUUGGGAAUGAAAAGUUUCUACAGAUACAGCUUCCUAUCAAGGAACCUCACUUCCAGAUGGAGAUACCUGGUCCAACGGAGGAUCUUGACGGCGAUAUCCUUAAUCCCGUACCUGAAGAAACAGGCCAAUUAUCUAAUGCUAGAGAAAACAUGGGUGUUUCAGCGUACAUCAUUCGCGCUAUCGUCAUUUGGGGGCGCAUUGUCGACUACCUGAAUUUGGGCGGAAAGAGAAAGGACAUACAUCCACUUUGGCAUCCAGAAUCAGGGUACACGCAGCUUAAGCGGCAAAUUGAUGAGUUCUCCGCUUCUCUUCCGGUCUCUUUUACCUUUACAUACGAAAAUCUUCAAAUCCACGCAGCGGAGAAGAUUGCAAAUCAGUUCAUUUUUCUCCACAUCAUCAUGCAUCAAAAUACGCUGUUCCUCAACCAGUUCGCUAUUCCUUUGUCUCCGGGAGGGCGCCCACCAAGAGAUAUGCCUAAGUCCUUCCUCAGCAAUGCAGGUCGAGCCGCGGUCGAAGCAGCACACCACAUUUCAGUACUUUUUGAUCGAGCUUCAGCCUACCCCCUCACUGUUCCUUUUGCUGGAUACUGCGCUUACUCGGCAAGUACAGUCCACAUCUGGGGGAUCUUCUCGAAGAACAUCCAGCUGGAGGCACGGUCGAAAGAGAACCUUCGGCAUACGUACCGCUAUCUCAAUAAAAUGAAAAAGUACUGGGGCAUGUUUCACUAUAUGGUUGAGAGUGCCAAGGAUCGAUAUCGGCAAUUCGCUGAUGCAGCUAUCAAGGGCUCUGUGGCAACUCGGAAUGGCCCAUCGCUAACACCCAUGUUCCAAUAUGGUGACUGGUUCGACAAAUAUCCCCAUGGAGUGUCGAGAGUGCAUUGGGAGGACCCCGAUACUCGACACAAAGAAACGGGCGAAGACGCAGUCAUGGGUCAGAAACCCGACCUCCAAAGCGUGGAAGAUUUCUUUGCCGGCCUUUCCCCUACUCCACAGCCAAGACAACCUUGCAAAUCGCGAUCUCGCAAGAACAGCAAACUAUCGGAUGGAGCUUCGGGCAUAGACCAGACUUCACCAGAAUCGAUAAACAAAGUGACCAUGGGAAAUACCUCGAGUAUUUCUGGCGGUGCCUUCCCACAGCCAUCCACGUUCCAACAAUCCCGGCCAGUUUCAUUCGGCCAACCAUCAUUCGACUUCAGCAUUCCACCAGACCAAUUACCGCAACUAGACCGGCAAUUCGUUUACGGUACAUUUUCCGAUUUCGACCCCACCUCAUUCGUCCCAAACAACCCCCCUCCUAUACCACCGCUCAAUGGCGUCGAAACACAAAGUCCAGAUCAAACAUUUUUCACAGGCCACCUGGAUCCAAGUGCCCCUGCUGGGGUGGGCGAGUUCUAUCAGCCCAGCGCGUGGUUUCUUCCCUUCAAUCUUGACCCUGUUAGCGGUGGGAACCCACCAUCACAAGCUCCGCCUCAGGCUCCUAUAGCUGGGGGAAGCAAUGGCGGUGGCACGCCAUCCGGGAUUCCUCCUGCGGGUAUGCCUAGCUUCGGGGUUGCUGGGAGCAUGCCUUUGAGCGCAUACGAUCUUGGUUCAACUAGUUCUAAUAUAAAAGUCUCACGGCCGUGA
Messenger RNA from Penicillium digitatum Pd1, 2856 nucleotides. RefSeq names its product putative C6 transcription factor. Gene Ontology annotation, cellular component: nucleus. The record is from RefSeq and is a predicted model, not a curated record. Lineage: Eukaryota; Fungi; Ascomycota; Eurotiomycetes; Eurotiales; Aspergillaceae. Gene Ontology annotation, molecular function: DNA-binding transcription factor activity, RNA polymerase II-specific; zinc ion binding; DNA binding. Gene Ontology annotation, biological process: DNA-templated transcription; regulation of DNA-templated transcription.